Heterostelium album PN500 is the source of this 1734-nucleotide messenger RNA. RefSeq lists its product as uncharacterized. Lineage: Eukaryota; Evosea; Eumycetozoa; Acytosteliales; Acytosteliaceae. Gene Ontology annotation, cellular component: mediator complex; core mediator complex. The transcript is spliced from 6 exons. Gene Ontology annotation, molecular function: transcription coregulator activity. Gene Ontology annotation, biological process: regulation of transcription by RNA polymerase II. The record is from RefSeq and is a predicted model, not a curated record. The coding region runs from base 1 to 1734 and encodes 577 amino acids.
AUGAGUGAAUCAUCUCCGACUAUAAAUAAUAAUAACAAUAAUAAUAAUAAUAAUAAUACCGAGCUCAAUAAUAAUAAUAAUGGAAAGGUAAAUGGGCAUUCAAACAACAAUAGUAAUGCUCUGAACUAUGGUGAUUUCAAAAUAUCUAUUUCAAUACCACCUGAUAAUCCACCGAUUGCUCGUGUCGAUCAGAAUGGUACUGAAUAUCAUUCAAUGAAUCGUUGUUGGAGAGUGGUGAUACACAACAGCAACCACAACAAGGGCAUCAACAUCAUUGAUCAACAACAACAACAACAACAGUUACUUCAAGCCAAUCCAAUGAUUGAAUUUACAGAUAACAUGAACUUGGCACGUAUCGAACUCGAACAAAUGAUAUUCCUUAUCGAUAUGAUAAAGAAUGAAAGACAUAUAAGUCUAUCGAGCAUCGAUAAACCACAAGCAUCCGAACAACGUGAAUUAAAUGAUGCUGUACAACAAAUUUCUUUAAAACAAAAAGCAUUGAGUGAUAUGGGUAAUAGAUUGAUUUCAGGUGCAGCAAGAAUGAAGGCAUCGGUCGCCACUGCUUCGUCGUGGUGGAGUGAUGUUUCAACGUUAAGAUCAAAGUGGAGACUGAAAGGAAAAGAUUCAAUGACAAUGAUGAUUCCAACAAACAAAGCAAGUACAAAGAAACUAUCAAUAGAUUAUGGAUUUUAUACGUCUGGAUCUAUUGUCGAUCAAACAGAAGCAGAUCUUUCAAGAGGAAAUAAAGGUGAAAUGAAUAUAGAAUUCCCUAAUCUACCAUAUCCAUCGGCUUUGAACAAACGAUUGUAUAUCAGCGUAAAGUCGAGAGAUUCAAAGACAUUCUCUAAUAACUCAAGCGGGCAAAUUCAUAGACUUCCAGUUACCGAUCACAGCAAAUCAUAUCGUGAGUUUGAACAGUUGUUGAACCGUGUAGACACACUGCCACUUGAAGACGCAAGAAAGUUAUCAUUCUUAAAGUGUUCAAAUCUCUUGAACAAAGCACAUAAAUAUCAAUUCCAUUCAGAGUUGUUUGAUAGUUUAAAUAGAGAAGCAUCAAUAGGAAAUACAGGUGAAAUCGUAAUGUUGACAGAGAAGGAGAUAAGAAUAGAGUGUGGUGGUUUGAAUUUAUUUAUUGGAAUGGUGGAUCCUAAGAGGGAUGAAGAUAGCGAGUCGAUUGGUGGUAGUGCAACUGCAGACGUCGACGAGAGAGAAGAUAGAGAGCGUGACUUGUUGGUUUUAUCAAGAUGUGAGAAAGAUAGCAGCAGUAGCAACAACAACAAUAAUAUUGAUGGUGAAAUGACUAUGGAGCAACAACAACAACAUAGAUUGUUCUACUUUGUAGAGCAGAUGUCUAACAAGCCGACCAUCGGUUCACUCAUUGACCUAGAGGAAUUCGAGUCGGAGCUAACCAGCAGCAGCAGCAGCAACAACAAUGUAUAUCAACAACCACAACAACAAAAUACUAAAAAACAAAAACACUCUUCGACAUCACUCAUCAACUUUAAUGAUCUUACGAUCAACAGUAGCAUUGGAACAACAACAGCGACUACAACGACAAACAACAAAAAUCAUAAACAUAUGAAUGGAAGUAUUAACAAUCGAUCAUUAGCAACAAGAUCAUCAUCAUCAUCAUCGUCCUCAAAGAAAAGAAAUACACAACAAUACUUUCAUCCGCAACUAAUUGAAUUGAUUAAAUACUUUCAAAUUAUAAACAGAGAAAUAAACAUACUUUAA